UUCUUUUCUCCAUUUUAGGAGGUUUCAAACGUUGGAUUUGUUAUGGUUUUACCGAAUAGAUGUCAUAUUUUGGUAACCUCUGAAUGAACCUUGUGAAGAACACUUCCCUUUGGCUUAGGUCAGGAAUGAAAUUACACAGCACUCACAAGAAAUAAGUUGGAGAAGUUAUAUUUCAAGCUACAUAGCUGUGUAUUCAAGGAGGAAAGGGAGGAUUGUGCUGUAAACAGUGGGGCUUGGUAAUUUAUUUGUUCAAACGGACUAGAGCAAUACAAGGACUGAGAGGCGGAAAUCAGGAGAACAUAUCUGUGACCUUCUGGCAUAAUAUUAGAAUCAUAAAUGUAAAACAAUGGAAAAUCUCAAUUCCUUGUCAAAAUCACACACAGGGGAGAAGCGACAUAACUGUAUGGAAUGUGGGAAAUGUUUCACUGCGAGAAGUUCUCUUACUAGACAUCAACGAACUCACACAGGAGAGAAGCCGUAUAAAUGCAUAGAAUGUGGAAAGAGCUUCAGUCAGAGGGGCAAUCUGCGUAUCCAUCAAAGAACCCACACAGGGGAGAAGCCACAUAAAUGCAUGGAAUGUGGAAAGAGCUUCAGUCAGAGUGGAGAUCUGCGUAUCCAUCAAAGAACCCACACAGGGGAGAAGCCACAUAAAUGCAUGGAAUGUGGAAAGAGCUUCAGUCAGAGUGGAGAUCUGCGUAUCCAUCAAAUGACCCACACAGGGGAGAAGCCACAUACAUGCAUGGAAUGUGGAAAGAGCUUCAGUGAAAGUGGGACUCUGCGUAAGCAUCAAAGAACCCACACAGGGGAGAAGCCACAUAAAUGCAUGGAAUGUGGAAAGAGCUUCAGUCACAGUGGAAGUCUGCGUAUCCAUCAAAGAACCCACACAGGGGAAAAGCCACAUACAUGCAUGGAAUGUGGAAAGAGCUUCAGUGUAAGUGGACAUCUGCGUCUCCAUCAAAGAACCCACACAGGGGAAAAGCCACAUACAUGCAUGGAAUGUGGAAAGAGCUUCAGUGUAAGUGGACAUCUGCGUCUCCAUCAAAGAACCCACACAGGGGAGAAGCCACAUAAAUGCAUGGAAUGUGGAAAGAGCUUCAGUCAGAGUGGACAUCUGCGUAAUCAUCAAAGAACCCACACAGGGGAGAAACCACAUAAAUGCAUGGAAUGUGGAAAGAGCUUCAGUCAGAGUGAAAAUCUACGUACCCAUCAAAGGAACCACACAGGGGAGAAACCACAUAAAUGCAUGGAUUGUGGAAAGAGCUUCAGGGAGAGUGGAAAGCUGCGUUCCCAUCAAAGGAUCCACACAGGAGAGAAGCCACAUAAAUGCAUGGAAUGUGGAAAGAGCUUCAGUGAAAGUGGGACUCUGCGUAAGCAUCAUAGAAUCCACACGGGAGAAACCACAUAAAUGCGUGGAAUGUGGAAAGAGUUUCAGUCAGAGUGGACAUCUGAGUAUCCAUCAAAUAACCCACACAGGGGAGUAGCUACAUGUCGUAUAUAUAAGCUGACCGAAUAUAAGACGAGGCACCUAAUUUAGCACAAAAGCUGGGAAAACUUAUUGACUUCAGUAUAAGCUGAGGGAGGGAAAUGCAGCAGCUCUUGGCCAAUUUCAAGAAUAGAAAUAAAAAUAGAUACCAAUAAAAUUACAAUAAUUGAGGCAUCUAUAGGUUAAAAAUAUUUCUGAAUAUUUGCAUAAAACGGUAAUUUGAGAUAAGACUGGCGAACUCUGAUUAAAUCAUUAUUCUAACCUUCUUCAGUGUAAAUGUGCUUACGUAUCCUUCCAAUAAUAAUAAAUAGGAUAAAAUAUUAAAUGUAUUAUUAAUAAUAAAUAGAGCAAAAUAAUAAAUGUAAUAAUAUUUAUUUAUCGUGUCAUCUGCAACCAGAACAUUAAUUCACUCCCCGGGGAGAUGAGAUCGGCGACUUCCCUCUUGUCAUUUAGAAAAGAAUUGAAAACUUGGAUGUGGGACCAGGAGGCAUUGGGACGUUCUGGCAGGUAGAGGAAGGACCUUGAUGAUGGACAGGAAUGGACUGAACGGAAUGGAUUUGUGGAACUCUGAACACUGAGCAUGAGAUUAGUAUACUGAUCGUGUUACGUACUGAUGAUUUUAACCUGUUAAUGGCUUAAUUGCUGUUUUGUAUGCAUGUAUAGUUGACAUCGGCAUCGAAUUGUGCCUUCUUUGUAAGCCGCCCUGAGUCCCCCCUCGGGGGUGAGAAGGGCGGGGUAGAAGUAAUCGAAAUAAAUAAAUAAAAAUACAUUUCUAACAGAACAAAACAAACAAACAGAUUUUAAAAAACCACAAAUUUUGCAAACUUGGUAGCUGAUUAAAUGUCCUUUGAUCUGUACCUGGCCCCUUGGAGUGCCUCUGGUGUUGCCGCAAGAAGGUCCUCCCUUGUGCAUCAUGUGGCAGGGCUCAGGGUGCAUUGCAGCAGGUAGUCAGUGGUUUGCUCUUCUCCGCACUCGCAUGUCGUGGAUUCCACUUUGUGGCCCCAUUUCCUAAGGUUGGCUCUGCAUCUCGUGGUGCCCGAGCGCAGUCUGUUCAGUGCCUUCCAAGUCGCCCAGUCAGAAAUUCUGUGUGCCCAGGAGGGAGUCUCUCAUUUGGUAUCAGCCAUUGGUUGAGGUGCUGAGUUUGAGCCUGCCACUGUUGGACUCUCGCUUGCUGAGGUGUUUCAGCGAGUGUCUCUGUAGAUCUUAGAAAACUAUGUCUAGAUUUAAGUCAUUGACGUGCUGGUUGAUACCCAAACAGGAGAUGAGCUGGAGAUGUCUCUGCCUUGGUCCUCUCACUAUUGGCUGCUCCUUCCCGGCGGAUGUCAGGUGGCGCAAUACCGGCUAAGCAUUGUAAUUUCUCCAGUGGUGUAGGGCACAGAUGAUGGACAGGAAUUGACUGAACGGAAUGGAUUUAUGGAACACUGAGCGUGAGAUUAGUUUACUGAUUGUGUUAUGUACUGAUGAUAAUGCGGCAUGUCUCAUUAAGAGCCACAUCCACUGUUUGAGCGUGGUGAGAUGUGUUCCACACUGGGCAUGCGUACUCAGCAGCAGAGUAGCAUAGCGCAAGGGCAGAUGUCUUCACUGUAUCUGGUUGUGAUCCCCAGGUUGUGUAAUAAUAAGAACAAUAAAUAGAGUAAAAUAAUAAAUGUAAUAAUAAUAAAUAGAGAAAAAUAAUAAAUAAUAUUAACACAAUAAAAUAAAUGUAAUAGUGAUAGAGUAAAAUAAUAAUAGAAUAAUAGAAUGUAAUAAUAAUAGAAUACAAUUUUAACUACAGUAUAUAUUUUGGGGAAAAUGCUGUGUGUAUAUGAAUAAUAAAAAGUGGGGAAGACUGACUGGGGAAGUGGGUGAGAAAGAAGGACUGGAAUCAAGGAAAAGUUGGAAUGGGAAGGAGUGUUUUGAAAAAGUGGGAAAGUGAGGUGGAAAAGUAAAACAGAAUGGGAUAGGAAGGGGUCAACUAGAAAAGGGGAAGACUGGGGUGGGGAAAGUGUGUAGGAAAGUGGGGGGAAGACUAAGGGAGGAAGGUGUUGUCUGUCUCAUCCAAGGAGGGACCAAGCCCUGGGUCGCCUCUUCCUCUUCCUCCUCCUCCUCUUCCCUUGAGUCCUGGCCAUGGACAUACAAAGAAGACACCCCCUGAAAAUUAGCCAUAGCGUGUCUUCUUGAAAAAGAAUACAAGACAGUGUCUUAUUUCUGGGGAAACACGGAGAGAGCAACUUUAUUUACUAGGACGCAAUGGAGCCAUGGCUUCAAACCACAAGGCAGGAGAUUCCACCUGAACAUGAGGAAGAACUUCUUGACUGUGAGAGCUGUUCAGCAGUGGAACUCUCUGCCCCUGAGUGAGGUGGAGGCUCCUUCUUUGGAGGCUUUGGAGCAGAGACUGGAUGGCCAUCUGUCGGGAGUGCUUUGAAUGCAACAUUCCUGCUUCUUGGCAGAAAAUGGUUGGGACUGGAUGUUGGCCCACGAGGUCUCUCCCAACUCAAGGAUUCUAUGAAACGAGAUUGGGACCCACUAAUAAUUCACGAGUUAUAACAAUGAGGGGAGAUUUGUUUACUGUGGGUUUUAGGAAUGAGUUUACUAUAUUUAGAAAUGGAAGAGUGAAUAUAGAACAGCAUUUGAAGUGAGUAAAUACAGGUAAAAAUCCCUGUGUGGCAAGAGUUGUGUUGAUUGGUUGUUAUAUUAGUUUUCUUAUUAUUAUGUGGGUGUGUGUUGUUCAGUCUUUCAUGUUUGAUAAGGAUUCCUUUCCAAAAAUCCCAAAAUUGUAAUUGGUAUAAACAUGCUUUUCUUUCUUGCCUUUGAAUAAAAACUAUUUUGAAAAAACAAA
Molecule: messenger RNA, 4301 nt
Organism: Anolis sagrei ordinatus
Lineage: Eukaryota; Metazoa; Chordata; Lepidosauria; Squamata; Anolidae
Source: RefSeq, a predicted model, not a curated record